Molecule: messenger RNA, 1204 nt
Organism: Macroventuria anomochaeta
Lineage: Eukaryota; Fungi; Ascomycota; Dothideomycetes; Pleosporales; Didymellaceae
Exons: 2
Coding region: 152-1204 (350 amino acids)
Source: RefSeq, a predicted model, not a curated record
CGACACGCCUUGCGCUACAUGCAAACGAUUCUCAUUACAAUGUGUGAGAACGCAAAAACCAAAAGAACUAGUCGCAUCAGAACACAGAGAAGCACUAGAAGGUCGAAUACACCAGCUCGAGGCGCAACUCGCCGCGCAUGUCAAUGCUCCAAUGCAUGGUAUGGAAGGCAUUGACGAAACCAUCCUGGCAUCUGCAACAGUAGACUUUAAUUGGCAAGACACACCACCACCAAUAAAUCUCGACACAACGUUUGCGACCUCUUUCGACACGAGUGGAAUGAAUCUUGGUGGAUUCGCGCAGAGAGGCAUGCCUACGAUUGCGAUAAAUCAAUGUGAGCAUGUUCCUAACGUUGCAUCGCCGUCUUCACCAGUACCUUCAUUCUGGUCAGGUACCACACGGGCAUCAUCCCCCGACAUGCCGCCCACCUCCAUCCCACCACAAUUCGCUUCGAUCCCACCGCACCUUCUCGGGAGCAAACCGAGCUCCUCGCCACUAGAACCGCAUACGGCACCAUCUUGGGAGUUUAUGGCCCAUAUGCAGCCAGGCCAAAAGACCGCUGGAACAACCAAAAGCCGAAGCCAUUCUCGUAAUACCUCCAGCUCCUCUGCCUCACUUGCAAGCGAUGACCAGGUCAUGUCACCGAUACCCGAAGUUGACGAUGACCUAUUGUCGUUCGCCGCCUCUGCCCCACGUUUACCACGACAAGGCGUAUUCGCUCCCAGCCCAGCGCCAGCAUUGACAGGCUCAAAUUACUCAGACCGGAGUCGCGCAUUUUCUACUAUACCACUGCCUAGUCUCUUUGAAGCCGACACUCUGACAACAGAGUUCAUGCAGCAUGUCGAGGCCCAUUCACCACAAGCGUACGGUAUGACCGCCAGCUCGUUCGCGCAACUCUGUGAGAUGGUCUACCCAAAUACUCAGAAAGCUUCGCCCUCGAUGCCUGUCGCCUCUAUGUCGAUGGCUAGAUUCCACGUCUUCCUUGCAAUGGCCAUCGGAAUGAAGCUGAGGAUCAAAGACAGCCCAGAGAGCACCAACGCCCUCCUCGACACGUGCUACGACCUCGCCAUGCAACAAACUUCUGCCUCGACAUUUUGGCAAGAAGACGGCGGUGUUGAAGCAGUCCAGUUGCUUGCCAUCUUCGCAGGCAUUCGCAAAACACCCAACCACGAUCCCACGCCUCUGCAACAUUCUUUUACAUGGUAG